Biomphalaria glabrata is the source of this 4105-nucleotide messenger RNA. RefSeq names its product gamma-tubulin complex component 5-like. Gene Ontology annotation, cellular component: equatorial microtubule organizing center; centrosome; gamma-tubulin complex. The coding region runs from base 929 to 3982 and encodes 1017 amino acids. The record is from RefSeq and is a predicted model, not a curated record. The transcript has 26 exons. Gene Ontology annotation, molecular function: microtubule minus-end binding; gamma-tubulin binding. Gene Ontology annotation, biological process: microtubule nucleation; meiotic cell cycle; spindle assembly. NCBI's taxonomy places the organism in Eukaryota, Metazoa, Mollusca, Gastropoda, Planorbidae.
UUUAUAUUUCAUUCAUGAUUCAUUAAUAAAUUAAUUCAUUAUUAACAUCAUAAUAAGUUGACUAGUCGUCUAGGCAGUCUAGCCAGUGGACUACACAAGACUCACUUAGAGUCAAUAGUGUCACUACUCAGUGAUUCACUAGUCAGUAAAUAGAAUAGAUCUAGAUCUACUAACUAGCGAGACUAGUGACAGUCACUGACAGUGACUAGUAAGUUAGUAAGUAGUUAAGACUUAGACGUCUUAGUCAGUCACAGUGACCAUCACUGUCACAGUCACUGUGCAGAACUGUGCAUUGUCUAGAUUCGCUAGAUUCUACCUAUAGAAUCUAGCAGAGUAGACCUAGAAUAAAUCUACAAUAUUCUGCAAUACUACAAGUGUAGAUCUAGAAUUUAGAAUCUAGACUAUCAUGAUCAAAAAUAGAAUCAAUCUAAAAUAUAGACCCUGUCAUCUACUCUAGACGUCUACUCUAGUCUCUAGAAUCUACUAUUUAGAAAUUCAAGAUCUAGAAUCUUGAGAAAAUACUCAAGGUUGAGUCUAGAACUAAGAAUAAUCUCAAUAUAUAUAGAUAGUUCUAGACCUAGAUCAUAUAGAUGUAGAAUAAUCUAGAUCAUAAUAGAUGUAGUCAGAGGCGCGGUGGCUGAGUGGUUAAGAAGAAGUCCCUGGUUCGAAUCCUGGUGAAGACUGAACUGUGAUUUUUAAUUUCGGGAUCUUUGGGCGUGAGUCCACUCAGCUCUAUUGGGUACCUGACAUUAGUUUGGGAAAAGUAAAGGCCGUUGGUCGUUGUGUUGGCCAUGACACCCUUGUUAACUGCAGGCCACAGAAACAGAUGACCUUUACAUCAACUGCCCUUCUAUAGACUAUAGACCACUAGAUCUGAAAGCUGAUAUAUCCUAUCUGAGUAAUGCUGUAUUAAGUCAAAAAACUGAAAAUGAACAAGUUGAAAGAAAGUAUAGAACAAGACACUGUUGCUCUCAUCAAAAAGAUAACAGGCUUUGAGGAGACAGAUGUCAACUUUCAGUUAUGCAAGUCAUUUGCUGAUUCUAAUUUUAAAUACCACAGAUACCUUGAUCCAGAUAGCCAUAAGAUACAUAGAGAGAUUGAUGGACUUGUUGAAAAAUUUGAAAUCCAUUCAGAAAAACAGAAGGCAGAUGACUUUAAAGAAUUGACAAACUCAUUUUUAGAAUCUCCAGGUCUAGGUGGUAAAGACACUGGCAAGAGUGAUGUCCACUAUGCUAUGUUAACACUGCUGUUGAAAUUAUCCAACUGCCCUCUUCAGACAGAUUAUGUUAGAAAAAAGAAAACCCUUGAGAAAGAAAGUUUAGAUCAAUUUGACUGGACAAGGUAUCUCCUCAGUGAUGUAGAUCUUAAUUUCGUGUCUUAUGCAUCUGGCAGUAGUGAUGAUGAAGAAGACUUUGAAGAAUCAGAUGAUGAGUCCACUUCAAAUGUUCAUGCUCCUUCAGAAGGUGGGGACCUGAGUUCUUCUGCAGAACAUGUUAGGAGAGAUCAGAAGCAGCAGCCAGGAUCUCAACACAUUUCCUUUGAUAUAGACCACAGUGGUGAUGCUGGCCUGCUGUACUCACAGAUAGAGAAAGCUGUGGUGGUGCAGUACUGGAGAGGUCAUGCCCUAGAGGAGGAAGUAUCUGGAGACCACAAGUCCUGCCAACUCUACAAACAGUGGCAUGACUACAGGGCCGGUCAAUGUCUUCACACACCAAACUGUCUUGUCACAGAGCAACAGGUGAUAAGAGAAGUACUUUGGAUGUUAAAUGGUGAUGUACAGUUGUUCAUAUUACCAUUCAGCGGUGGAAAGUUCACAUUAAAUUCAAAUGUUUAUAUGACCCACUUGACAACUGAGUGCUUGGAGAAUUCUCUCAGACCUCUCAUGUCCACUGCAGGGCAGGUGUACACCUUGCGGUCCUUUGUAGAUGAGGUUCACAGUCAGGUCUGCAGUGGGCUUAAGAGUGGUGUGCCAUGCUCUGUGCCCCAGACUUACCAGGCUUUUGCCAGCUGGGUGUUUCAGUUCCUGACAGACUUCUUCCAAGAGUUGGUCAAAAUAGAGGAAAGCGUUAUCAGACAAGAAAGUUUGAUUUCUUUACUGAAGUUGUCAAAUGAUCUCAAGCCUUGGUUGGACAAAGUCCAAGUUGUGCAUGAAGUUUAUGUUGAAGGUAUUUGCAGCCAGAGCAGUCUGGUAGGAAGUGAGAACAAUUGUUACAAGGCCUCAUAUCUUCUUGAUAUCUUGUACCAGCUCUUGAUAGAAAGUAGCCUCAUCUCUGCUGUAGAUACCUCUAAGAAGACCAAUUUUGUCCUUGAGAUGUUGGUAGCUACAAGUUUUCCUCUCUUUGAUAUCAUCAGUAAGUGGAUUAACUAUGGUCUGCUGAGUGAUCCAGGCGAAGAGUUUGUGGUUAGAAGAAAUAAAGAAGUGACAUCGUUAGAUGAGACCUUCUGGGAGAGGGCAUUUAUAUCAAACCAGAUCCAUCCUCCAAAUGAGACCAGCAAGUCUGAAUUAAGUCAGAAAGCAGUCAACUUGCCCAGCUCAUCAGACAUAACUAGUUCCCAUCUUAAUGACUCUAUUGAAUCUAUUGUCUCCCGAGGACCAGACCUGCUGAAGUCUAUACUGGCUGACACCAUCUUGAUAGGCAAAUCCAUGGAGAUGCUUGAGAAUUUGGGCAGGAUGAAUGAAGUUCAUGAAGUCUGUGAUCAUUUGAGUCAUCUUCCACCAUCUCUGUUUGAUCUAUUUUUAAAUGACCUGAAAUCAAAACUUCACAUUUCACCAACAGAAUUUCACCAGCAAGAAGAAACGAAGUCCAAAGUUCAGAGUCGAAGAGACGGGACAAAGAGCUUGCUUAAAAAGACAGGUCAACAUGACCCUUUGUUGGACAUGUAUUUUGAUUCUUUGUUCUGCAAGACUGAUAACAAAGGGAGGAAACCAAAGGAAAAACACUUUGAGAGUUCCUUGUUUGACUUCACCCCAGUGUCAAAACUACUAGAGAACUGCCUAUGUCCUGUCAUACAAGCUCGUUAUAAAACUGUCUGCUCCAAGCUGGUGCACAUUUUCAAGGUGGACUAUAAUCUCAUGGACUGCAUCCAUGCUAUACAGAGGUACUUUUUGAUGUCUUCCGGGGAAGUAAUGUAUGACUUCUAUACUUCUGUGUUUCAUAAGCUGCAACAUAGAGAAGAGUGGCGUGAGGCUGAGAUUCUUGAUAUGUUUUUACACGAUGCUGUAGAACAUAGAUACCCAGAGGAUGUGUCCAGGCUGUCAGUUGCUAUCAUCAGUACAGACACAACAGAUUCCAGUCCAAUCUCUUUAACAAACUGUAUCAACUUGAAAUACAAUGUUCCCUGGCCUGUUAAUGUUAUCAUCUCAGAAAAAUGCCAAGAAGUUUACAAUAACAUUUUCAAUUUUUUACUUCAGAUGAAACGAGUAAAGUUUUCCUUAGAUCAGCUGAGGUUUGAAGAUGUCUCCCAGCAGGUGGUACAGAACCAGUUCAAUCCAGAUGAUGAUGUGGAGCCAGUAUCAAGAGAAUGUAAAAUCCAUAAAUGCUAUCUGUUUAGGUUCAGGCUGCUCUAUUUUAUCAACAGUCUACAUGACUAUAUUAUGACUAGGAUUCUUCAUAGUUCUGGGCUAGAGUUUGAAUCUCAGCUGGAGCAGGCCACAGAUCUAGAACAAAUCAUGGUGAUUCAUGGGAACUAUGUCCAGGUAAUACACGAGAGAUGUCUACUUCACCCCAGGCUGGCAGUCCUCAGAGCCUUCAUCAUGAAGGUAUUGAAUCUGUCCUUAACCUUCUGUCACAUGUGGCAGCAAGGCGUCGACUUCAUUAGUUACAAGAUCCUAACAGACAUGGAAGUGGAACUGUCCCGUUGCAUUCAUUUCUUGUCUUCGUUCCUCAACAAUGUCAUCAAAAGAGGAUCAUUUCCACAUUUGGCUUCCCUUGCAUUUGCUUUCAGCUCUUCAAUACAGGAUGAGAAGAAACUGAUUGUGUGAGAAUCUUGUACUUCCUUUUGUUAUGGAAGAAAAAAUGAUUAGCAUAUAAAUAUUAGUAAUUUAUGUCAAUUUUCUUACAUUGUCUUUGCAGAUGUUGAAUAAAACUUGUAACUAUAUCUUUUA